This is a messenger RNA of Toxorhynchites rutilus septentrionalis, 739 nucleotides long. RefSeq names its product MAGE-like protein 2. NCBI's taxonomy places the organism in Eukaryota, Metazoa, Arthropoda, Insecta, Diptera, Culicidae. The record is from RefSeq and is a predicted model, not a curated record. The transcript is spliced from 2 exons. Bases 33 to 638 code for a protein of 201 amino acids.
GGUUGUUCAGGUUACAUCUAGGAAAGGCAAACAUGAAGUCGUUCAUUGCAUUCUCGAUGGUAUUGGCUGUUGCCAGCUGUGCAGCCAUCCACGCCUCGGAAGUUGAGCAGCACGGAACCUGGAGUCACGACUUGGAACAUGAUCAUCACCACCAACAUGAACAGGAACAUUAUUAUGAUCACCACGAAGAACACAAGCACGAACAACACGAACAGGACCACCACCAAUAUCAACAUCAGGAUUUGAGCCACCACUGGGAACCAAAGAACGAAGUGAAACACGUGAUCACCGAAAAGGUUCCAGUUCCAUACCCGGUGGAGGUAGCGAAGCACGUCCCAGUUCCAGUGAAGGUUCCAUAUCCAGUGCACACCGAGAAACAGGUUCCGGUGAUUGUCGAGAAAAAAGUACCAGUGUACUACGAGACUAAAGUUCCCGUCCAUGUGGAUCGGCCAGUUCCAUACCCAGUUCACGUCGAGGUUCCAAUCUACCAGAAGGAAUACAUCGAGGUCCCAAGGAAACACGAAGUUUUUGUUGAGAAGCCUUAUCCAGUGUACGUGAAAGAUCCGAUCUACGUUGAGAAGCCAGUACCAUUCACCGUUUUAAUCAAGAAGCAAGAAAAGAAGCCAUUCUGGGGUUGAAUGUGAUCGUGCUUAGUUGUUAUUGCGUAGCUGAUUAUAGGUUAUGAAAUAUUAUUCAUAAGUUGUUGAAUAAUCCGAAUAGAUGUUGAUAAAAAAUUAAA